AUGCCCUUCCCGUUCUUCGUUGAUGUCGACUCGGAAUACGAUCUGUACGCGGACACGGACGUCAAUACGCACGGACACGUCCAAUGGUACUUCUUCCGGGUCACAGUUCCGUCGACUUUACUCCGUCAGACCCGAGAACGCGGAGCUGCAACCCUCAAGGUGCGCUUCAACAUCCGCAAUAUGCUCAAGAAGGCCAGUCUGUACACGGAUGGCAUGCUCCCUGCUGUCUACAUCGAAAGCCCGGGCUUCGCCAAGUGCGGGUGGCACCACUCGGGCGUCAACGUCUGCUACUUCAAGAAUACGGACACAUACCGGCAUCGCCGCACUGGAAAAGUGCGAAACUACUACACGCUCUCCUUCACUCCAAGCAUGUCCGACGACAGGCCUUUCGUCGCGUACUUCGCGCACUGCUACCCGUACACGUACACCCGCCUUCAGCGCUUCAUGCUGUCCAUGCAAAAAGACCCGGAGCGGAGAACCACCUUCAAGCGGCGAGUCAUGUGCAAGACCAUCGCGGGGAACAACUGCGACUUGCUCACCAUCACCGACUUCAGCCAAGACGACGAGAAGGACGCGACUGUAAGACGACGUACUGCCAUCGCCAUCACGGCGCGAGUUCAUCCGGGAGAAAGCAACAGCAGCUUCGUCAUGCACGGACUCUUGGAGUUCCUAACGGGGAGCUCCCUUGAGGCGCGCUUCUUGCGCCACCACUUCGUCUUCAAGGUCGUCCCCAUGCUGAACCCUGACGGGGUAGUCCACGGCAACUAUCGCUGCUCUCUCGCUGGUACCGAUCUCAACCGACGAUGGCUUAACCCUUCCAGUGAGCUGCAUCCGACAAUCUUUGCGACCAAGAACAUGCUCCUCUCUGUCUGUAAAAUUCGUCCCGUGAGUCUCUACUGCGAUCUCCACGGCCACAGUCGCAAGAAAAAUAUUUUCCUCUACGGUUGCCGCCCAUUUGACACUGGCAGUCGAACGGAAGCCGCUCGAGUUCGUCUCUUCCCGCAUAUUUUGUGCAAGACCAGCGACUGCACACGCGGGGGAUUCUACAGCUUCGGGGACUGCACAUUCUCCAUCAACGCAUCCAAGAAGGGCACAGGCCGCGUGGUCGUGUGGAACGAGAUGCAGGUGCUCCAUAGUUUCACGCUCGAGGCGUCCUUCUUCGGC
Molecule: messenger RNA, 1164 nt
Organism: Phytophthora sojae
Lineage: Eukaryota; Oomycota; Peronosporomycetes; Peronosporales; Peronosporaceae
Exons: 2
Biological process (GO): proteolysis
Molecular function (GO): zinc ion binding; metallocarboxypeptidase activity
Source: RefSeq, a predicted model, not a curated record